Messenger RNA from Folsomia candida, 1162 nucleotides. RefSeq lists its product as uncharacterized. The record is from RefSeq and is a predicted model, not a curated record. NCBI's taxonomy places the organism in Eukaryota, Metazoa, Arthropoda, Collembola, Entomobryomorpha, Isotomidae. Bases 295 to 1104 code for a protein of 269 amino acids. The transcript has 5 exons.
UGUCGGGUUACUGUUACCUCUCUUCUUAUGCAUAUUACUUAUUCGCAUCUCUUUCUUAAAUGCGAGGCGUUUUGCCAAAUGCCAAACAAAUCCCGUUCUUACAAAGAGUUCACGGCAGCCAAGCCAGCUACAAGCAUUUCAUUUCGUUUGCACUAUUCUGAUCCGGUCUCAAUUUCCUAAUCUUGAAAUGAAGGUCGUCUUAGACGUCGUCGUAGUGUGAAGAAUUUAAAAAUUUCCGGAAAUCUUUUUAAAAAAUCUGGGCAAAAAUAAGAGUAAAAGUACAAAAGCCAAAAAAUGUGUGUAGAAUUUUGUUGGUGUUUAUGCAUUCAUAAAGUCUCAUUUCGAGGAGCUUGCUAUUUCUUUGCCAGUAUUCAUAGCUAUGAUGGGGUCCGCCGCUUAUUAAACUUGGUCAUGACGAACGUCCUCCUCAGAACGUAUUUCAUGGACAGUAGAAAAACGGAUUUGGAAAUCACGGUUUCCGAAGACAGCAUUGACCUUCUCGCCAAAUCCAUGUACUAUUUGGCCACCACGGUCACUGCGCUACUAAUAUUCAGAGCAGUAGAAAAGGAAUGGCGUCAAUUAAUGCAGUGGACGGGCGUUAUAUUUUUGACGAUAGAAGUGGUCGCCCUCGCCAUGUAUUUCGUCCUCCAUCCCAACUCGUACAACUCGGCGAAUUGCAUCGCCACCCUGUCCGCUCGGGUCGUCUUUGUCUUCUUCUACGUCAUUUCAAUGGUCCUCUACAUCCGCCAACUCUCCCGUGAAGAGGCUGAAUCCGAAUGGAAGUUUCAACAAUCCGAGUGGGAACCUCGCUUCCUAGGAUUGGGGUCCUCUCCAGGGGGCAUGAUUUCCAAUGGGGGUCGCAUCGCGGGAAAUUUGUCGGGUUUCGGGACCCUCGGCUUUGGUGAAAACACGAUAAAAUGGUUAGAAGCGGAAAAAGUGAUUCCGCACCCGCUCCUGAUUAACGGCGGUGGCGCCAGUGAUUUGCAACAUGAUAUAAUUCCGCAAAAUAACAAGGCCUUCAAUAAGGAAGCCACUCCCGGAAAUAAUAACGAUGGAAAAUUCGAAGUGCGAUACGAAGUUUGUAAAAGUACUAAAAAAUUCUAAUCUAAUUAAUUAACGAGUUUAAAUAGAAUAAUAAACUUUACUUGCUUCCUGAAAUCAA